Molecule: messenger RNA, 459 nt
Organism: Caenorhabditis briggsae
Lineage: Eukaryota; Metazoa; Nematoda; Chromadorea; Rhabditida; Rhabditidae
Exons: 3
Coding region: 1-459 (152 amino acids)
Source: RefSeq, a predicted model, not a curated record
AUGACCGAACUAAGUCAAUAUUCUCCAAUUCUCAAAACCACAGGUUUCGGUGGGAAACAUUCUCAACCCGCUAUUAUAACACCAUCCACUAACACUCCAUCGGAAUCAUCUGUAAACGUUUCAUUAAAAACAGAAAGUCAGGAUUCCACAUAUAAAACAAAGUUGGAAAAAGGACUGAGAAACCAGCUAUUGGGAAAACGCAGAUCGGCCGAUACCGAGUUCUCAACAGUCCCCCAACGUCCCAAGAAAAAAGCCAAUUUCAAUCCAACAAAUCUGUACUUUUCGUUUUCCGCAUAUCACAUUCAUUGCAUGAAAAUUAUUACUAAAAAGAAACGAAAGAAGCGGAAGCUGAAGUAUGAUUUGGGAGAUUUCGUACCCGCCGAAAGUACCAUCAAGGCUCGUCGUUUGUUGAAUGCCCAAAAACAGUCGUCAAAGGAAGACGCCACAUCUGAUCCCUGA